GUGGGUGUCUGUCGUGGUCGCAGUCUGGUCACACUGCUCGCUGGCCUCGAUGUUAAGAAGUCCAAAUUUAACCAAAUCCAAGUUUACCGCCCUUUCCGGAUUCCUAUAACUGUCCUAUCUGUGCAAUAAAUCAGUCAACCCACCCGCCUAACAUGUCCUCCCCGUUGGCCGUCGAGAGAUGCUGCAGAUCCCAUAAUUUCGACAGCACUAGUUACAAACACAAGCGGUCAGCUUCCUCUUCAUCUGGCUCGACUGCUUCGUCCGGGCCCAGAGAACACUCAGGUAAAUCCAGAAGGUCGGACGUGGAUUACUAUGGCAGCCGUCACCACCAAAGUUCUGGAUCGCGUCGUCGCUCGCGCUCCCGUUCGCGCUCUCCCUCCGGCAUGGAGUCUCCGGCUCCUCGCCACCACUCCGGGCGCACCUCCCGCGACCGUCAGCGUAUGAUUCAAGCUCGUGAUCGCCCUCAGGCCAGCCGCUGCAUUGGAGUGUUCGGUCUGAACACGUUCACUACCCAGCAGAAGGUCCGUGAGCUCUUCAACAAGUUCGGGCCGAUAGAGCGCAUUCAAAUGGUCAUUGAUGCACAUACCCACCGCUCUCGAGGAUUCUGCUUUAUUUAUUUCGAGAAUCUCAGCGAUGCCCGUGUGGCUAAAGAUGCUUGUUCUGGAAUGGAGGUAGAUGAUCGCCGCAUCCGCGUCGACUAUUCAAUAACUCAGCGUGCUCAUACACCCACUCCAGGUGUCUACAUGGGACGCCCCUCCCGCGGUUAUGUGGGUCGCUCCCGUUCUCCACGUUCUUCACGGCGCCGUGACCGCUCCGGCUCACCUCAAGACUACAAUCGUCAGCGCAACAAUUAUCGGGGUGAUCGCAACUACAGGAACUAUCGAAAGAGUCCUAGCCGCCAUCGCUACAAUCGCAGUAAAAGUCAUUCUCGCUCUCGUACUCCCCGUCGCCACACUAAGCGCUAUUAGGAAUGGAGUAAAACUGAAACUCAUGCUCUAAGCAGCUGUUCGGCCCAACAGGAUUCUACCUUCCAGGUAGAAGCAGCAAGAUUCUAGGGUCUUUGGAAGAGCAUUCGACUGACAUUGUGCGUUUGGUGAAACCAUCAUCUCACUUUUGCAUUUGGUAGCGCUUCUGCGCCACUACAAAAAUUAUUAAAUUCACCAUUCGCCAAAAACUGAAGCAGUUUUUAUUUAUUUGACCAUUAACAUCAAACAUCGUUCAAUUAUGAUUACAUUUUUAUUAUCCGGCCGGAGUGCGGCCGAACAACCAUCCGCAGGCGCCGGCGCAGACUUGUGAUACGUAAUUAAGGAGAGCAGCUUACAUAUAAACUUACACUCUAAAACAGAAAAUAAUAUUAGUAUAUUUAUAACUGUGCAACUGAUACAAAAUAAAUAUAAAAUUGUACAAUUUUUAUGCCUGUUCCAAGCAUAAAUGAGAAAUACUCCCGUCUUCUUUUUAUAGAAGAGCGAACCAGUGAAUAAACCUUCCCCACAGAAA
Drosophila ananassae is the source of this 1497-nucleotide messenger RNA. Its product is annotated as transformer-2 sex-determining protein. Gene Ontology annotation, molecular function: RNA binding. Gene Ontology annotation, cellular component: spliceosomal complex. The record is from RefSeq and is a predicted model, not a curated record. Gene Ontology annotation, biological process: positive regulation of mRNA splicing, via spliceosome. NCBI's taxonomy places the organism in Eukaryota, Metazoa, Arthropoda, Insecta, Diptera, Drosophilidae. The transcript is spliced from 8 exons. Bases 153 to 968 code for a protein of 271 amino acids.